Symbiodinium sp. CCMP2456 is the source of this 4904-nucleotide messenger RNA. NCBI's taxonomy places the organism in Eukaryota, Dinophyceae, Suessiales, Symbiodiniaceae. The record is from the annotation of a GenBank genome assembly.
AUGGAAGACGACGAGUGGCAGGAACUCAGUCGCGAGCUUUUGGGUGAUGCGGCUGAAACUGAGCCGGCUGAGGCAGCCAGGUCUCAAGAGCAGUUGUUGAUGCCCGGCACAGGUAUGGAUGUGAGUGACUGGGACGGAUUGGUCAAUGAGCUUCUUGCUGGACCCACGGUCCCUUCGGUGUCGAGCACUUCUUCCGGCGGCAACAACUCUGGAAACCACUCGUGGCCAGAUGUGUCAAUGGAUGGUGGCCAUGGCCGAGAUGAUGAGGGCAGCCUGCCUGCUCAUGAUCCAAAUUUGGAUGAUGCACAUCUAGGUUUCAAGCCCUCCACAGAGCCGUGCCGCAAGCGCGGCAGGCCCCCUGGAAUCUUUGGCAGUCGAAAGUUGCAAGAGGCGUUGAGAAGCAGACAAGCUUCGCAGCAAGCUGAAGACCCUCCAGUGGGCAACGAGCCAGGAACAAUUGCUUAUGCCAGGGAAUUUAAAAAGCAGAAGAAAGCUGCAGCUAUUCCAGCCGGGGCAGUCUCCUUGCCCUUGCCAGGCAUGGCAACAGACAUCUGGAAUUCGCUGAAGAAUCUGGCGUCCAGCGCAACACAAAAAGCUUUGGUUUUCACCGCUGCCGCUGCUUCCGCUGCCCGUGGUCGCAAGGCGGCCGGACAAGGGCAGAUGUCUGCCGAAGAAGCGUCAGAGGACAGUUUUUUGCAAGCUGUUUUCGAAGACAAGCGAGACGUGUUGACCCAGACGCAGUUCGCUUCCAAGUGUGGGCUUCAGAAGAACAGAUCUGCUUCCCUGUUCGUGUCAGCAGCUUCGGCAGCACUCGAAGGGGCUCGAGUUUUGUGGGGCACUUUCUUUCGUGCUCUGGACGCACGAUUGGAUUCAGAAAGUGGAGGCUGGAUACCAGUCUUGUUGUGCCAUCGCUGCCGAUACGACGAGACCCCCACUCUGACCCGAAUCCAUGCACAGCAGUGUAAGGAUAUAGCGUCAGCCAGCGAUGUGUCCAAGCAUGGAAAAGUCGUUCAAUCGGAAGGUUCAAUACAUGUCUUGCUGGCGAAUGCAGACCGCAGUAAAUUCCUGGAGUUCACUGGCAGGAUCCCGACUACCUUACAGGUGGUCGAAGACACUUCUGCAGUUUGCCUUCGCCGAGUGCGGUGCAACGUGUUGGGUAUCGAUUCAAUACCAGAGAUGCUUGCCAUCUCAAGCAAAUUCCCGUGGACAUUGCAGCAAGCGACGGUGGAUAGAUAUGCUGCGAAUUUUAGAGCAGAAUCCGCACUCCUACACGAUGUUUUGGCGGCGCAAGAGGAUGGUGCGCCUUUAACCAGCAAGGCCACAUUGCCCUGUGACAUUCAUCGAAUCCACCAAGCACAUUCCAGCUCUUUCAAGCUUGUCACCGAGGAUAUCUCGGGUUUGCUUUCUGCAAGUCUGUGUCAACAGGCUGGGAGCUUGGAUGCAUGGCGCGAGAUACUCUCUACAGUUCUCGAACAGCGUUUGGUAAUAUACUACGACACACCGCCGCAAGGAUGGGCAGCACAGCACCGCUCAGCAGUGCUCGACUUGUUUCUGCCAGCUGGGUCUGAUGCCAAGGGCCGGCUGCAAAACGAAAGGCGGCGCUAUGUGUUGCAAAACACAUUGAACGGCUAUAUAGACUCAAAAGAGGUAGCCCAUUACUGCAGUUUUGGAUGCUGCCAGUCAAGGGAGGAGACCUACAGGAAAAUCAGAAAAUUCACAGUAGCUGCGUUGCUACCAUCCAAGCUGCAGCUCUUUGCGAAGAACCGAUGGGCCAAACAUUUUGAUUCUGUCUCCUUUUGUGGAUUGUUGUCCGCUUACCAUGGCUUGUUGGAGCCACUCCUGCUUGCGUACACCGGCGGUCCGAUCAAAGCAGUUUCUGGACAGGACGACCAGGCGAGGCAGACGGUGGCAGAGGGCACAGGGGAUGCCAUUCUGGAUAUGCUCGCUGGUGAGAUGGGCCUGGAGGUUUCUGGCGGCCAUGCAGUUGCUGAGGCUGCAGCCCACGUGCCAGAUGAUGAGCCGGAGGCAGAGAAUGGGCAAGGAGACGAGGGAGCUGUGAACCCGGCAGAGGUGGAUUGGGUGACGUUGAAUAAGCAGUUCAAGCAGAAGGCAGCCUUGUGGGGUGCUUCGCAUCCGGCAGCACGGCUAACUUUCCUGGCCAUGUCCAUUACUGCGAUGGCGCAAGUCAUGCACCCGUUCCUGGCCAUGAGCGGUGAUGAGUGGGAACUGAAGCAGAGGCAACUGGCCAUGGCAGGUACGGCUAGAUCUCUGGGUUUGUGGGCAGGCGAGCCGAGGACAUACCGGUUGUUGGUGGCCGCGAGAGGGCAGCAUGAGGAGAAUGCACUAGCCGCGUUGCUGGCAUUUCUAGACGAGACACCGCUGACUUUGUCGCAGGAACACUUCACAUUGCAUUUUCGUUCUCUUGCAUUCAGACUAUUUAGUCGCGUGGGAUGUGCUCUGCACUGGUUGCUGCGUGUGCCGCAUUGCGGCUGGCCCUAUGCUCUUUUCAAGGUUUUGGACGGGGACACGACGGUCUUGCGCAACACGCCUGCAUGCUGCCUGGAUGAGCUAGGUGCGGCCUAUUUGCAGCAAUAUCCUCUUGAUACCUGCACGUACCAGCCGGGGACGGAGGAGUAUGCGGUGCUAGCUUUCCUGGCAGAGAAUUUGCAUAUAGACAUCGCAGGCAUAGAGUCGCGUCACGCGGCCCUCAGACGUCUCUCUUUGAAGAAAAGCUUACAAACAUGGAUCACGAACUUCCAGCACCUCUCCGCUGAGUUCACCUGCCGUCAAGUUGCAGCUUGCCGCAGGAGGGAGUCAGCUGGGACUUCCACUGCAGGGCAGCCGAGCGAUGCAAAGCCACCCAAGAACCAUAGAAGGAAGAACAAGAAACCCGGUACUGGCGGGGGUGGGGGUGGGCCAUUUCGCGCCUAUUUGCAUGUGCAUUAUCGUGGCCAGAGAGGCACUCCAGACUUGUGGCAGAAAGCCGGCGAAGAAUGGAGGUCUUUGUCUGACGAAGACAAGCAGCCCUAUCGUCAACUAGGCCUGGCAGGCUUGCGUGCUUGGAGAGAAGGCUUCCGGGCGUUCGGCACCAAUGUGCAGGAGCAGAAUGCUGGCCCGAGGCCGGGAGAUGUGGUGGCAGGUGGUGCAGUCGUGGCAGCAGAUGCGCCGAGACACAAUAUGGAAUUGGUGCCACAGACAAGCAUCGAUUUGAGAGAUGAGCUCCGGAAGCUUACUUCCGAGCAACGGUCCCGGUCUCGACAACAGAAAGAAGCGGAGUGCCAGCAGAUGGAAAUCAUGCGGGCAGCGGAGACACAACUCCUUGCUACAUCCGCUGCGGACGUGGCGGUCUUCACGGAUGUCCCCGUGAAGGAGGGCCUCAGUCAUAGUGGACGCGUCAGUGGCCGUAGUUGGGGCUUGCGCAACAAGCUGACGGAGGCAUUCUGCCAGCAUACAGAGAUCGUCCGCAACAAGGACCAGCCGCGAAUUAAAUUCGACCCAGCAGUGCAGCGACGGAUGUUCAGUGCCAAGCCUUGCUCAAAACUGGGCAUCUGCAUCUGUGGGGCUGCCGGCAAUGGACACACAGCGAACCAGGUCCACCAGCGCAUCGCUGCGGAUUUGAAGCGUAUCUGCUGGAGUCGGAAGAAAGAAAAGUCUUCAGAGCGCCUCAUGUUGGAGGCCGGCAAAAUCGUGCUGCGACUGCAUGCCUCAGAUGAUGCAGAUGCAGAGUUCUGGUAUCACGUCGGAUUUGCCAACUACACAACUUGGCGUUUGACCUUUCACAAGCUCUUGCGUGUGCCGGGUGAUGUGCAGCCUCUCCAAGACACGGUUCUGCUGAGAUCAGUGUGCAUGGAGAUGGAAAGACAGGAUGUACGCCGCACCGCCAAAACUUUCAUGACCUCGGUGCACGCACUGGCCAGCGACAUCAACUUUGUGUCUCCGUGCAGCAUGUCUUUGUAUGCCAUUGUGGACUCUUCUGCAACAGUGUCAUUUGAGAGGAUGAAGCCUGGCUAUGUUCAGGUAGUUGCGUGCCGUUCAGACAGUGGAGACUGUCUAGAGAUGUCCGUUUGGAGGGGGCAGGCUGCAGAGGACGAAGACGCUGCAGAGCAACAGCGUCUACGAGGCAGAAGACGCCGCGGGGAGCGCCAGUCUUGCGCAGAACGGCAACCGAAGACUCGCGGCGGCCGCCCGCAACAGGCUGCAGCAGCCGUUCAGAACCAGGACGAAGAUGAUGCUGCGGAGCCAGCAGAAUCGGAGGCGCAAGCAAUCCUCACGGACGACAGCGAAGCCAUGCAGCUCGAAGAGGAUGCGGACGCAGCCUCUUCGGCAUCUGAAGCUGGAGAGUCAGGCGGUGAGUCUGAUGCAGAGCUUGACGAUGAUGGGGAUGAGGGUCUUGGACUGCUGGACGCAUUGCUCGCAGAAAUGCGAGCCGAGGAUCGCGAGGCGAACGCCGGCGAUGUGCAGCUGGACCGAAAUUCUACGGAAAGCUCAAGCAGCGACUCUAGCAGCAGCAGCAGCACGUCCAGCAGUGACUCCUCCUCCUCCCCCGACUCUGAUGGCGAGGAUGAGGCUGCAGAACGUCAGGGCGCAGCAGGUCCUCGUGCGCCUGCGAUCGCAGAACAUGUCUUCGAACUUGAAGGUGGUCUUGGGCAAAUCCGCUAUAAUGUUGCACAAGAGGUUUUGAUCGCCCGUUGCGGGGUGCAUGGAGAGAAUUGCCGGAGGCGGCGUGCAACAACCUCUUCGCAUCUCCCACGGCUCCGUGGGCAAGGCCGUCCGAUCGGCCUUCUAGUCAGCUGGCUCAUGCGAGCGCAUGAGGAAGAAUCCGCACAUGGUCACGUCAAAAUGAAGCCCUCGCCCCUGUGCGAUCGUAGAGCUGCGCGGGAAGCUUUUUAUCGCAUGGAGGGGUC